AUAGGAACUGGCAAAAAACCUAUUUAUAUACGUAUUAUUGCAAAUAGAGAUGUUACAAUUUGUACUUUUUUACGCUGCAGCACCGCAGCUAUCACUACUAGGUACUAGCUACGCGGAGGAGUAACGAAUUCGCUGGAUAGCGCCGAGCAUUAGCAGCAUUGUCGAUCCUUGAUUGAUCAAGCAGUGCGAGUAGUGCGAGGAACGUGUGUGUGUAUGUGUGGCAUUUUACACGGACUUGUUUCACCAAGUGCAUUAAAAGAGCAACAUGGGAAUACUGGAGAAAAUAAGCGAGAUCGAGAAGGAGAUUUCGAGGACACAAAAGAAUAAGGCUACUGAAUACCACCUUGGGGUUCUGAAAGCAAAACUUGCGAAGUACAGGUCGCAACUUCUGGAACCACAAGGCAAGUCCAAGGAUAAGGGUGAAGGAUUCGAUGUUAUGAAAUCUGGCGAUGCCCGGGUGGCACUCAUUGGGUUCCCUUCCGUCGGCAAGUCAACGCUCCUCAACAUCCUGACGGAUACGCACAGCGAAUCAGCAGCAUACGAGUUUACUACUCUCACGUGCAUACCAGGCGUUAUACAGUACAAAGGUGCAAACAUUCAGCUGCUGGACUUGCCUGGUAUCAUUGAAGGAGCUUCCCAGGGCAAGGGUCGAGGACGACAAGUUAUUGCCGUGGCCCGAACUGCAGACUUGGUGGUCAUGAUGCUGGAUGCAACCAAAGGAGAAGUACACAGGGGCCUGCUAGAAAAAGAACUGGAAACGGUGGGAAUCAGGCUGAACAAGCGACCACCCAACAUUUACUUCAAGGAAAAGAAGGCUGGCGGACUGUCUUUUAAUUCCACCUGUAACCUGACAAAAUGUGACGAGAAAGUUGUGCAAAUGAUACUCCACGAAUACAAAAUGUUCAAUGCCGAAGUCCUCUUCAGAGAAGACUGCACCCCCGACGACCUGAUUGAUGUCAUCCUACGAAACAGAGUCUACUUGCCCUGCGUGUACGUCUACAACAAGAUCGACCAGGUGUCCAUCCAGGAGGUCGACCGACUGGCACGUGAGCCACACAGCAUCGUCGUCAGCUGUAACAUGAAGCUGAACCUAGACUACUUCUUGGAUAGAGUCUGGGACUAUCUAGCCCUCAUUAGAGUCUACACUAAGAAACGAGGCUGCCCUCCCGAUUUUGAAGAAGGCCUCAUUCUUCGAAGGAAUGCUACCAUCGAACAUGUGUGUCACGUGAUUCACAGAGGAAUUGUGCACGUCUUUAAGUAUGCCCUUGUUUGGGGUACCAGUACCAAGUACAGUCCACAGAGGGUAGGACUAUCUCAUGUAGUCCACCACGAGGAUGUUGUGCAGAUAGUGAAGAAGUGAUGGAAGUUCAUGGGACGUUUAUUAGCAACAGCCUUACAAUUGAAGAGUGGACACGGUGCGGUACAGCUGCCACAUGAAAGAGGAAGAAAAAACCCCGUCAGUUGGGACUGUAUAAAGAUGAUGCCUUUCUAAGCUUACCUCUUGGAAUUUGUGGAACUGUCGAAUAUAGAAGUCCCCGUAACGUCUCGCCACUUUGGUGUCCGCUAUGUGGAUCAUGUUCUGUUUUUGCACAAAAAAAGAAUGCAAGACUCCUAAAUCGACAUUGCAUUGUGUCAUUUUGCAAUGUUGUUUCCAAAAUCGAAAAGAAACAUUGAGCUCAAAUUUUGCAAUAAAGACUGUGUGCAACUGAA
Ornithodoros turicata is the source of this 1710-nucleotide messenger RNA. Its product is annotated as developmentally-regulated GTP-binding protein 2-like. The record is from RefSeq and is a predicted model, not a curated record. The transcript has 13 exons. Bases 266 to 1360 code for a protein of 364 amino acids. Gene Ontology annotation, biological process: cytoplasmic translation. Gene Ontology annotation, cellular component: cytoplasm. Lineage: Eukaryota; Metazoa; Arthropoda; Arachnida; Ixodida; Argasidae. Gene Ontology annotation, molecular function: GTP binding; GTPase activity.